AUGUCCUCAUCGUCGACCUCCAUCAUCAACUCAAGCCUUAGUGAGGAGCAAUGGGUGAAGCACAUCCGAGACGCCCUCAGUCACGGGAUCGAUAUUGAGACCCCGGUUUCCGUCCACUGCGUGCCUGAAUCUAUCAGCUCCGCAAAGCCAGAGGCCUACGUCCCGCACCAUGUUGCGCUGGGACCAUACCACCACCUCCGGCCACAGCUCUACCACACGGAGCACCCCCGGCGGGCACAGGCAGCGCUGAAGCUCCCGGCAUUCGAUCGGACGGCUGGUUUGCUCCAAGCGGAGGAGGCGAAGAUUCGCGCAAGCUACCAGCUGCACCUGGAAGUCGGCACGGACACUUUGAAAUGGAUCAUGACCAUCGACAGCUUGUUCUUGCUCGACCUACUGUACAGAUACAAGUCACCCAAUAUCGGAAUCAAGGAAGACUCAAUUUGGGAUGAUGACCCAGACUCCACCGUCAAAGACGUGAUGAUGGUGGAGAAUCAAAUUCCGACCUUUGUGCUCAGGAAAAUAAUGUUGCAGACCGAGAAUUCGAUGAACGAAGUGAGAGAAAAUGAAGAAGAUGAGUCCAUAGAUGGGAAGCUUGGGGAGAUGUUGACGAUGUUCUGCAGAGGGAUAUCACCUCUCCGACUGGAAAUGUGCUUUCCGUCUGAAGCCAUUCAGCGUAAGCAUUUGCUCGAUCUCCUUUACAAUCUCAUCUUGGGAACAACAGGCCCAGAAGCAGCACAGACGAAGAAGAAUGAGCUUAGAAGUGCAAGGUUUUGCCGUCUGAUAGACAUGGCAUCGACACAAGCAUCAAAAGUCACUAAGGCAUGGAACAAGUUAUCGAAAUGCUCGUUCAUGAAGAAGCUGAAAGUGCAUAUGAAAGUGGAGCUCAUCUUCAAGAUAAUUCAAUUGGCAAUGCAAUUGAUUCCCAGAUGCUCCGAGUACCUUUCAAAUGACCCUUUUCAAGAAAUCGUUAUGAUCCCCACAGCGUCAAAGCUCUGCAGCGUCGGGAUCAAACUAAGCUUGGCCACAGGAGGUAUCAAAACCAUUGCGUUCGAUAAGAAAACCGCUACCUUGAAGCUCCCUCAUAUCGAUCUGGAUGCUACCACCGAAGUCCUGCUGCGAAACCUCGUGGCCUACGAAAUGAUAUCGCAGAGGGCUCCUUAA
Eucalyptus grandis is the source of this 1161-nucleotide messenger RNA. RefSeq names its product putative UPF0481 protein At3g02645. Lineage: Eukaryota; Viridiplantae; Streptophyta; Magnoliopsida; Myrtales; Myrtaceae. The coding region runs from base 1 to 1161 and encodes 386 amino acids. The transcript has 2 exons. The record is from RefSeq and is a predicted model, not a curated record.